AAACUAUUAAGAAAAAUAAAUAUUCAAAACUUUUAGAAAACUGUAAGAAAAUAUUAAUAAAAAAAAUAAGAACCUAUUGUGAGUUUAUUACCUAUAAGCUUGCUCUUAAUAUCUCAAUAUAAAAAAAAAGAGAGAGAAAAUCUCAAUAUCUCAUAGCAAAAGCCAACUAUAUGAUAUUAAGAAUUGAACUAUGCGAACAACAAAUUUAUAUAUUUUUACGAGAUUAUUUAGGUCCAGAGGCAGAGAUACUCUAAUGAAAAAAACUGUGUUAGUGACUCGCCAAACUGAUUGGUGGUAACAACCAACUUGUAUGAAAAUUAUUACACAAUGCACAUUUUGGAGGACAAAGAAAGACCUACUGUUACAGCUUCUUGUGGCUGCAAAAGCCAGUUUGAAGUUUGAACAAUAUGAAUUAAGAAAACUUCCGAUUUUUCUUUCUGUUAAUAUAUGUUUACAAUUAUUUUAUGUGAAUUGGAAUAGUAGGAUAGAGACAGACACUGUAGGUAGUCUUGCAUGACUAGACGAACGUCUUAUUUCUGUUACCAACGUCUUAAGAACGUGAAAUAAUCUUUACAGGAACAAAAAAAGAAUUGUACAUAUUUCCAUAGUAAAAAGGAAUUUUAGAUAUGUAACAUAAAAAGGUGUAGUUCUGAAGAUUGGUUAUCAAAAAGGAGUUUAUAUGAGAAUAUAAAAGAAAAAAAAACAUGUGAAUGAUUAGUUGGCUUUCAGGUCAAUAAGGUUUGGGCCUUGCAGAAUUGAUUGGGGGAAGAGAGUUAGAGAACUAAUAGAAGCCCAAGAAGCCCAUAAGGAACAUGAGAGAGGAAGCUGUUAAGUUCGUUACAAAACAGAGGUUUUCAUUAUCAGUCUUCACAUCUUCUUCGUCUACUACUUUUCCGUAAAGCUUCAUCUCUAGAUUCACGACUUUUUCAGAGUACCCUUGUAUGGUUUUGGUAUGAAGCUUAUACAAAGUUCUUCUAAGUCCCCCCCCUUGCGGUGGUGGGUUCUAACGCCGUGACAGACGCCGGCGGAGGAAUGAAAAAGAGGACACUUUAAUCGGUUGCUUUAUGGCACUCGAGGAGAGAGAGAAAGUCAACUUUUUUAACCAAUGUAUAUAUUUAUGUAAUAUAUAGAACUACGUACAUUUUGAUUAGUUUGAUUCUGAAUAAUAUAAUGUUGCAUGAAUGACCACAAAUAUGGGCUAAACAAGUUAUAGUUUUCGUAUUUAUUAUAUCCGGUUUUAAGAAUAGGGUGAUGUUUGUUUGCUCACCCAGGUAAUCCAUCUAGGUGAAGAUGCAAAUCAAUGUUCGAUUUGUGCAUUAUAAUGUUAUAUUCAAAUGGAUUACUUAACUAAAUUUUUAAAAAUUCAUCUCAAAUUUUCACCCCCAAAUAAAGGUCAGUCUUCAGUCCAAAAUGAUAAAUAUCCAAAAUCAUAAAUGACAAAAAUAAUCUUUUAAAAUUAAAAUAUUAUUUUCAAAUCGUAAAUCCUAUUUUUUUUUGCAAAUACAAUUUUCUUUUAGAACCAGAAAACACAUUUUUCCGCUAAAACCGAAGAAACCAUAUUCCCGUCAAAACCGGAAAAACACUUAUUCCCGCCGAAACCGGAAAAAUGCAUAUUCCCACCAAAACCGGAAAAAAAAAAUAUUUUUUCGAUAAAACCAAAAAACACAAUUUCCCCGCCAAAACCAUAAAACGUAUUUUCCUGCCCGAAACCGGAAAAAGCAUAUGCCCGCAGAAACUGGAAAAAACAUUUUCUUGCCAAAACUGGGAAACGCAAUAUCCCCGCCAAAACUGGAAAAACGCAUUUUCUCGCCGUAACUAGAAAACAUAUUUUUCCGCCAAAACCAGAAAACAUAUUUUUUCCGCCGAAACCGGAAAACGUAUUCCCCCCCCCCCAAAACUGGAAAACAUAUUUUCCCGCCAAAACCGGAAAACCACAUUUUCCCGCCAAAACUGGAAAACGUAUUUUCCGCCGAAACCGCAAAAAAUAUUUUUCGUCAAAAACACAAAAAUGCACUUUUCCCGUCAAAAACACAAAAAUGCAUAUUUCCCGCCAAAACCGCAAAAAUACAAUUUUCCGCCAAAAUCUCGAAAAUAACUUUUCCCGUCAAACCCGCAAAACACACUUUUUCGUCAACAACAUAUUUUCCGCCAAAACCACAAAACGUACUUUUUCCACCAAAACCGCAAAAACGUAUUUUCUGCUAAACCCAUAAAAACGUAUUUUCCGCCAAAACCACAAAAAUGCACUUUUUCGUCAAAAACACAUUUUUCCUCAAAAAUCGCAAAAUAUUUUCCGCCAAAACCGUAAAAAUGCUAUUUUUCUGCCGAAACAUAAAAAAUAUAUUUUAGUCAUUUUAUUAACAAGUCCAUCUGGAUGCAGAUGCAAGUUAAAAAAUGAAAAGCAAACGAACAUUCAGAUGAUUCAUCUGGAUGCAUAGACGAAAUGAAGAAACGAACAACACCCAGAUGAAGCAUCUGGAUAAGACAUCUAAAUUGACCAUUUGGAUGCAUCUUCCAGAUGUAAAAACGAGCAGGGCCAGGUCCAUACGAAAGAGAAGAGUUGGCCAUGAAAGGAACCUUGUCAUAUCUUCGUGCCUGGAGUGUUCGUUUAAUUCUUGGCUGGCGACCAGGUCCGGCCCUAGGAUAAAGCCCGUAAAGCAAGAGCUUGAGGCGCCACGAUUUAUUAAUAUUUUAGGGGCAUAUUUUGCAGCGAAGUUUUUAUGGUCUAGUAGCUCUAUGUACAUCUUCUUUCUCCUCCUGGCCCGGGUUUGAGGUACACCUCUAGCCAAAUUUUUUUUUCGUAUUUAAUAAAGACAAACGGCCAAUGACUAAAAGAUUUGAUAAUAACUAAUUUAUUUGAUCGAAAGAUUCAUUACCUUUUCUAAAACAAAUUAUUUUCCUUAUAUAUUAUAUCAAUGAUAAAUACAUAAGUUACAAUAACUACAUUUUUUUUUUUUUACAAUUGACGUUCUAUCUCCCCCUUCUUUUUCAACCUUCUUGUUUAUUCUUUUCUGCAGAUCAAUCAUAAUCCACGUUCUCUGAAUCUAUGUAAGUUUUGCCUCUUCCUUAAUUUAUUUAGUUUUCGUUAAUUUUGUAAAAAAUAUCAUUAAAGUUUAAUUUUGUCCCUCUCCAAUCUUUAAUGGUAUUUUAUAUUAUCCGAUUAUGUAUUCAUAUUUAUACGAAAAAAAAUUAUAGUUAGGGGACAAUAUAUUGGGAGUGUGCUUUAGGCACCACGGAUGUCUAGACCGGCACUGCUGGCGACUAAAUGAUGACUUACCAAAUAUUCAUUUUUUUUACUCAAGCUUUUUUAGCAGAGUCGAAGUAUAUAAUAUAUCAACUGGAGAUUAACAUACAUUAGUAGUACAGGAAGUAUUCCUAGGCAUAACGAGUCUCCACUCGUACAACAGUAGAUAACACCAGAAGGACUGGAUACACGAUCUUGUCGUUGUCGUGGAAAGUGUCUAGCUAUGUUUUUUUUAUACAACUCUGCAUUAUUUAAUUCUCUUGCCGGAUUUGACUUUUCUUGAUUAUUUCGUCCAAUCGUAUACAUGAUGUAUAUCUUAUUUUCAUAUAUGCCGAAGUUUUCACUAAGCAAGUUUUGUAUUGCUCUUGAUUUUAUAGAAAUUUGAAAGUCAGAGACAACAUGAAGAUUCAUCUUUUGUUGGUCAUCAUUGGAACCUAUGCCGCUAUAGUUUUAGCCCAGACACAAGAAGGAUUCUUCAGUUUGGAUUGUGGAUUACCUAUUGAAGAAUCUCCGUACGAUAAUGAAUUCAAUGGAUUGACAUUCACAUCGGAUUCCACAUUCAUCCAAACAGGGAAAAGUGGUAGAGUCCAUAAAGAUCUCAAGGACGUAUUAUCAAAACAAUAUUUGACUCUGAGAUACUUUCCUGAAGGAAAGCGCAACUGUUAUAGUCUAGAUGUCAAGCCUGACACAAAAUAUCUCAUCGCAGUUAGCUCCGUAUAUGGGAAUUAUGAUGGUCUUAAUCUUGAUCCAAACUUUGAUAUCUAUAUUGGUCCUAAUAAGUGGAUAAGUAUAAAUUUGAAAGGAAUACCAAAUGGUACUCUAGAUGAGAUCAUACACAAAUCUAUGUCAAACUCUUUGGAUAUAUGUCUUGUUAAGACAGGAACAACGUCGCCAAUAAUUUCAGCCAUCGAAAUACGGCCACUCAGGGAUAAUACUUAUGUUAGCCAAUCUGGUUCACUGAGGCUGUCUUUCCGGGUGUAUCUUAACAAUUCCGAUGGAUUUAUAAGGUACCCUGAUGAUGUUCGUGAUCGUAUUUGGAAUCCAUUUUUUGAUUCUUCAUAUUCACAAAUAACAACCAAUCUCAACAUAAACAAUUCAAAUGCAUAUGAGGUACCAAAAACUGCACUCCAGAGUGCUGCCACGCCUAGAAACGCCAGUGGACCGCUGGUCAUCACUUGGAAUCCCAAACCCUCUAAUGCUCAAGUGUACUUGUACAUGCACUUCGCCGAGAUUCAAACCCUUGAGGCCAACGAGAUCAGAGAAUUUGACGUUAUCUUGAAAGGGAACUUUAAUCAUUCAGGUUUUAGCCCUACAAAGUUAAAGGUAUUUACAUUAUUCACAGAAGUACCUAUGCAAUGUGAUUCGGGAGGUUGCCGUUUAGAGCUUGUAAGAACUCCAAAGUCAACUCUUCCACCUCUGAUUAAUGCUCUCGAAGCUUACACGGUUAUUGAAUUCCCAAAACUGGAAACAAGCCCAAGUGAUGUUGACGCUAUCAAGAACAUCAAAGUUACUUAUCGACUGAGUAAAAUCAGUUGGCAAGGAGAUCCGUGUCUCCCUAAAGAUUGGUCGUGGGAAAAUCUUAGAUGCAAUUACGUAGAUCUCUCCACUCCACCACAAAUCGUUUCCUUAAACUUGUCAGAAAGUGGAUUAACUGGUAGCAUAGCUGUAGCUUUACAGAAUCUCACACAAUUACAAGAACUGGACUUAUCGAACAACAACUUGACUGGACCAGUGCCUAGUUUUCUUGCCAGCAUGAAAUCGCUGACCUUGAUAAACUUCAGUGGGAACAAUCUCAAUGGUUCAGUUCCUCAGGCUCUUCUUGAUAGAGUAACGGAAGGACUUGUAUUAAAACUUGAUGGAAAUUCAGAUUUGUGCAAAACUAGUUUAUGCAAUCAAGAAAAGCAGAAAAAGAAAUUCUUGAUACCGGCUUUUGCAUCAGCUGCCUCUCUGCUUGCUAUACUGGUUGUGGUGGCUCUAAUUUUUGUUUUCCGAAAGAAUAAACUUCCUUCAGAUCCACCUGCGCCACCAAGUAUACCCGUACCGGAUGUUGGGCAUACUAGCCAGCCGGAAUCGUCAUUCGCUUCGAAGAAGAUUAGGUUUACUUUUACCGAGGUUCAACAAAUGACAAAUAACUUUGACAGAGCUCUCGGUGAAGGAGGGUUUGGAGUUGUUUAUAACGGCUUUGUUAAUGUUACACAACAAGUAGCUGUCAAAUUGCUCUCCCAAUCAUCAUCUCAAGGCUAUAAGCAUUUUAAGGCAGAGGUGGAACUGCUUAUGAAAGUGCACCAUAUAAAUCUGGUGAGUCUAGUUGGGUAUUGUGAUGAAGGAGACCACUUGGCCCUCAUCUACGAGUACAUGCCAAAUGGAGACCUGAAGCAACAUUUGUCAGGGAAGCGUGGUGGAUUCGUUUUGAGCUGGAAAAACAGACUAAGAAUAGUUUUGGAUACAGCUCUAGGACUGGAGUACUUGCACACAGGAUGCAUACCACCAAUCGUUCAUAGAGAUAUAAAAAGUACUAACAUACUUUUGGACCAAAAUUUCCAAGCUAAACUAGCUGAUUUUGGUCUUUCAAGAUCUUUUCCCGCCGGAAAUGAAACACAUGUGUCAACGGUUGUUGCUGGCACUCCUGGAUAUCUUGAUCCAGAGUAUUACCAAACAAAUUGGUUGACAGAAAAGAGUGAUAUAUACAGUUUCGGUAUAGUAUUACUGGAGAUCAUUACAAACCGUCCUAUAAUUCAGCAGUCCCGCGAAAAGCCUCACUUAGUAGAAUGGGUCAGCUUUAUGAUAACAAAAGGAGAUAUUGGAAGUAUUAUGGAUCCAAACCUCCAUCAAAACUAUGACAUUGGUUCUGUCUGGAAGGCCAUUGAAAUAUCAAUGUCUUGUCUGAGUCCUUCUUCCAUAGGAAGACCAAACAUGUCUCAAGUUACUAAAGGUCUAAAAGAGUGUCUAAUAUCCGAAAAUUCAAGGAUAAGCGAAAGUCGAGAUGUUGAAUUAAGAACUUCAAUGGACUACAGCAAGGACAUGUACACCGAGGUAAUCCCUGAAGCUCGUUAGCUCGCCAAAAAUAUAUCUUUGCUAGUUUUAUUUUUUAUGAAUCUCCCAUUUGUAUUUUCCAAAAGUUUGUUGUCAAUGAUGGCUACGGUGUUUUUCACAAAUAACAUGUGAUACUGAAGUUGAGUCGUCGUUUGAUGAAUAUGUUGUGAUGUAAAAAACGUGAGCGAGAAGUUAUAUUUAUACUGAUAUGUUGAUAACGA
Messenger RNA from Brassica rapa (field mustard), 6498 nucleotides. RefSeq names its product probable leucine-rich repeat receptor-like protein kinase At2g28990. Gene Ontology annotation, molecular function: ATP binding; protein kinase activity; protein binding. Gene Ontology annotation, biological process: protein phosphorylation. The record is from RefSeq and is a predicted model, not a curated record. Lineage: Eukaryota; Viridiplantae; Streptophyta; Magnoliopsida; Brassicales; Brassicaceae.